This is a messenger RNA of Hirsutella rhossiliensis, 543 nucleotides long. Its product is annotated as ADP-ribosylation factor family domain-containing protein. The transcript is spliced from 5 exons. Gene Ontology annotation, cellular component: cytoplasm; Golgi apparatus. Gene Ontology annotation, molecular function: GTP binding; GTPase activity. The record is from RefSeq and is a predicted model, not a curated record. Gene Ontology annotation, biological process: vesicle-mediated transport; intracellular protein transport. Lineage: Eukaryota; Fungi; Ascomycota; Sordariomycetes; Hypocreales; Ophiocordycipitaceae. Bases 1 to 543 code for a protein of 180 amino acids.
AUGGGCGCGAGCGUCUCCUGGCUCUCCAGCCUGCUGUGGGCCAAGAAGGAAAUCAGAAUCUUGAUUCUCGGCCUCGAUAAUGCCGGCAAGACCACUCUACUAUACAGGCUCAAGGUUGGCGAAGUUGUCACAACAAUACCCACCAUCGGGUUCAACGUCGAGUCCGUGUCGUACAAGAACCUCAACUUCAAUGUUUGGGACUUGGGAGGCCAGACAAGCAUCCGGCCGUACUGGCGGUGCUACUACGCCAACACAGCCGCCGUCAUCUUCGUCGUCGACUCGACCGACAUCGAACGACUACAGACGGCAGCCGAGGAGCUGGCCGCCAUGCUGAACGAGGAGGAGCUCAAGGAUGCGGCGCUGCUGGUCUUUGCCAACAAGCAGGACCAGCCCGGCGCCAAGGGCGCGGGCGAGAUCUCCGAAGUGCUGCGCCUGGGCGAGCUCCGGGACCGCAACUGGAGCAUCAUGGCCUGCUCGGCCGUCGACGGCAGCGGUGUGAAUGAAGGCAUGGACUGGCUUGUGCAAACUGUAUCGCAGGAAUAG